Messenger RNA from Prosopis cineraria, 3367 nucleotides. Its product is annotated as disease resistance protein RPV1-like. Gene Ontology annotation, molecular function: ADP binding. The transcript is spliced from 7 exons. NCBI's taxonomy places the organism in Eukaryota, Viridiplantae, Streptophyta, Magnoliopsida, Fabales, Fabaceae. Gene Ontology annotation, biological process: signal transduction; defense response. Bases 1 to 3216 code for a protein of 1071 amino acids. The record is from RefSeq and is a predicted model, not a curated record.
AUGGGGGCUCGGUAUGACGUGUUUUUGAGCUUUAGAGGCGAAGACACUAGAGCGACUUUCACCUCACAUCUCUACUCUCUAUCGAGCGCUGGAAUUCAUGUUUUCAAAGAUGAUGCGGUCCUUCCCAGAGGGAAUCCUCUCUCAAGUGAAUUGUCACGAGGAAUUGAACUUUCCACAAUUUCAAUCAUUAUCUUCUCCAAAGAAUAUGCUGGUUCUAGAUGGUGCCUUAACGAGCUCUCACAAAUCAUGGAGCUUCACAGGGCACAGGGUCGAGUUGUUCUGCCUGUGUUCUAUGGGGUGGGUCCAUCCGAAGUUCGUAAUCAAAUAUCUGGUUUUGAAGAAGCAUUUCGAGAUUUAAUACAACGAAGUUCACUCACAGAAGAAGAAGUGUUGAGGUGGAGAACAGCUCUCCGUGAAGUCGCGAGCAUUGCAGGGUUUGUUGUGCUCAAUUCCAGGAAUGAAAGUGAAGAUAUCAAGAAUAUCGUUGAGCAUGUCAAUAAAAUAUUGGACAAGAAAGAGUUGUUUAUUGCUGACCAUCCUGUUGGAGUGUCUUCUCGUCUACAAGGUUAUAUUAAAAUAUCAAAAAACCAUUCACCAAAUGAUGUUCUCUUGCUAGGGAUAUGGGGGAUGGGCGGUAUAGGUAAAACAACCAUUGCCAAAGCCAUUUAUAAUGAAAUUGGUCGAACAUUUGAGAGCAGAAGUUUUCUUUCAAAUAUUAGGGAAGUUUGGAAGAGAGAUAAUGGUCCAGUUAACUUACAGCAACAGCUUCUUUUGGAGAUUUGUAAAACAGAAAAGAAGGAAAUAUUUAGCAUCGAUUUUGGAAAAGUCAAAUUAAAGGAACAUCUUUGCCAUAAGAGAGCACUUGUUGUGCUUGAUGAUGUAAAUAAGGUUGAGCAGCUGAAUGCUUUAUGUGGAAGUUGUGAAUGGUUUGGUCCAGGGAGUAGAAUAAUUGUCACAACUAGAGAUAAGCAUUUGCUCAAUGUUCUUAAAGUGAACCAUGUAUAUGAAAUGAAAAAGAUGGACCAACAUGAAUCUAUUGAGCUUUUCAGUUGGCAUGCUUUUAAGCAACCAAGUCCUAGAAAGGGAUUCGUUGAACUUUCUAGAAAUAUAGUUGCUUAUUCUGGAGGACUGCCACUAGCACUUCAAAUCCUUGGUUCCUAUUUAUGUGAUAGGGAAGUGACAGAGUGGAAAAGUGUACUAGAGAAACUAAAAAAAAUCCCCAAUGAUGAGAUACAAAAGAAGCUAAAAAUAAGUUUUGAUGGGUUAAGUGAUGACAUGGUGAAAGAAAUCUUCCUUGAUAUAUCUUGCUUCUUUAUUGGAAUGGAUAGGAGUGAUGUCACAAAGAUAUUGGAAAGUAGUGGACUUUUUCCAGACAUUGGAAUAAGUGUCCUUGUGGAGCGGAGCCUUGUAACUAUUGAUGAGAAGAACAAGCUUGGCAUGCAUGAUUUGCUGCGAGAUAUGGGGAGAGAAAUAAUCAGAGAACGAUCACCAAAAGAGCUUGGAAAGUGUAGUAGGUUAUGGUUUCAUGAAGAUGUGGUUGAUUUACUAUCAAAACAUAGUGGUACAAAAUUUGUUGAGGGGGUAGCUUUGAAUCUGUUGCAAACCAAUAAAGAUUGUUUUUCUACCAAAGCAUUUAAAAAGAUGAAGACACUCAGAUUGCUCUGCCUUGGUAAUGUGGAGCUUGAUGGAGACUAUAAAUACAUUAGUAGAGAUCUCAGAUGGCUUUGUUGGUAUGGGUUUCCUUUGAGAAACAUCCCUGCCAACUUAUAUCAGAAAAAAUUAGUUGCUAUUGAGUUAAAAUACAGUAGCCUCAAACAAGUUUGGAGGGAACCCCAGUUAUUGGAGAGACUGAAAAUCCUAAAUUUUAGUCACUCCCCUUUCUUGACGCAGACUCCUGACUUCUCAAAACUACCAAAUCUUGAAAAGUUGAUUCUUAAAAAUUGUCCAAAUUUGUCCAUUGUUCAUCCUACCAUUGGACAUGCCAAUAAACUGCUUCUAAUAAACUUGAAGGAUUGUACUAACCUCUGCACUCUCCCAAGAAGUGUCUAUAAUUUAAAAUCCCUAAAAACUCUCAUUCUGUCUGGUUGUGCAAAGAUUGAAAAGUUAGAAGAAGACAUAGAGCAAAUGGAUUCCUUGUCUUCUCUGAUUGCUGAUGACACUGCAAUAACACAAGUGCCUCUUUCUUUGGCUAGGUUAAAAAGCAUUGGCUAUAUAUCUCUUUGUGGCUAUAGGGGAUUGUCACGUGAUGUGCUUCCUACUCUCAUUUGGUCAAGGAUGUCCCCAACAAAUAAUCCUUUAUCUCUAAUUCCAACACAUGUGGGCAUGCCAAUUUCCUUGAAUAUGUUGAAUAGCAGUAUGGCUGGUCUUUCAUUUAUUUCUAAUAACUUCGCAAAACUACAAAGCCUUUUGUUGGAAAUCAGAUCACAGAAUGACCCUGAAAUGAUUCGCAGUGCUGCCAAAAUUUUGGAGUCCGUUUAUGCCAGAAUUUGCAUGGAUAUGGCAACAAUACCAAAUGCUUCAAAAAUCAAAGAGACUGAAUCUUCUGUGUUAUCUAGCCGUGAUAGUCAGGUUCACAUCUCAAGAUCAGAAAAUUGUUUGAGACAUCUUCUAAUUCAAAUAGCAAAGAAUGAUCAAGUCACUGCCACUCUUCUAGAGAAUAUUUUACAGGGGUUGAGUCCCAGUAAGUACGGUGAUGAUUGUGUCCUCCCAGGUGACAAAUAUCCCUAUUGGCAAAGUUUCAAGAGUGAAAGAGCUUCUGUGAAAUUUGAAGUGCCUCGAGUUAGUGGUUGUGACUUGAAAGGGAUGGUCAUUUGUUGUGUAUAUUUCCCUUCAGGUGAUCUGGGAAACAUGGCUUUUGAAUCUUAUAUUAGCUUAAUGAUCAUAAAUUAUACAAAGACAACCACUCUUCACUACAGGCAAGAUUCACUAACUUCAUUUGAAGAAGCAGAGUGGAAGGAAAUAGUAGCAAAUCUAGAUUCAAAUGACCAAGUGGAGGUGAUUGUAGUUUUUGGUAAUGGAUUCACUGUGAAAAGGACAGCAAUCUACUUGAAAUAUCAUGAGUCAUUUGACGAGCAGAUGGAACAUCCACUAUCACUAAGCAGAGAAAUGCAUAUAGAAGACAAAGACCAUGAUUUUGAGCUCUCGGGUAGAAAAAGAAAAAGAGAAGAGUUGUUGGAGCCUAAGCUUCAGAGGGGAGAAAGUGGUGGAAUCCCAUGAUCCAGUGAAGUGGUGCAGGAGGACAAGACUUGCACUAAUUAAACAUUUCUUUUUGUGUUAGUAUUUUUAUCUUUUUUGUUGUAUAAGAUUUCUUAGAUUAUCUGUUCUAGACUUGAAUAACUCCAUAUAUCCAUACUUAAUUUGUUUCUUA